Messenger RNA from Aspergillus puulaauensis, 2469 nucleotides. Its product is annotated as crossover junction endodeoxyribonuclease. Bases 1 to 2469 code for a protein of 822 amino acids. Lineage: Eukaryota; Fungi; Ascomycota; Eurotiomycetes; Eurotiales; Aspergillaceae. The record is from RefSeq and is a predicted model, not a curated record. The transcript has 2 exons. Gene Ontology annotation, molecular function: 5'-flap endonuclease activity; crossover junction DNA endonuclease activity.
AUGGGUAUUCCUGGGCUUAUCAAUGCACUCGGAAACGGGGAGCGAAUUUCCUUGUCUAAACUGGCAAUAACUCAUUUGGAACGCACAUCGCGACCUAUCAGGAUAGCUGUUGAUAUCUCAAUAUGGCUGUUCCAGGUACAAGCCGGUCGCGGCGGCAAAAACCCAGAGCUCCGUACACUAUUCUACAGACUGCUCAAAAUAUUGGCUUUACCAAUCCACCCGCUUUUCGUCUAUGAUGGCAAGGAUAAGCCGCCCUUCAAGAGAGGAAAAGCUGUAUCCGGGCGGAGCUACGGGAAUGCACCGAUCAUUCAGCUUUCGAAGAUUUUGAUCGAUUUGUUCCGGUUUCCACGUCAUGAUGCCCCUGGUGAAGCAGAAGCAGAAUGUUCCAGGCUUCAGAUGGCCGGAGUCGUCGAUGCGGUCAUGAGUAACGAUGUGGAUGCACUCAUGUUCGGGUCGGAGUUUACUAUCAUGAACUUCUCGAAAGAACCCGGAAGCAGCUCUGGUGGCGCAACACAUGUUACUAGUUACAAAAUGGGUGGCGAUGACACAUCCAACGUGAUUCUUGAUCGUUCUGGAAUGAUUUUAUUCGCCAUGCUGAGCGGAGGCGACUAUCUACCAUCGGGUGUUCCAAAAUGUGGCAGUAGACUCGCCGCGGAAAUUGCGAAAGCGGGGUUCGGCGAAGACCUACUAGAAGUGUUAGAGGCAGACGGAGGUGAUCUCGAUACACGACUCAAUGAAUGGAGAGAAAGGCUUCAGUACGAACUCGAGGAGAACGAAAGCGGAUAUUUCCAGACAAAGCACAAAGUUGUUCGAAUCCCAGAGGAGUUUCCCGAUCAGACAAUUUUGUCAUACUACGCGAAACCUGUUGUUUCAUCAGAUCGAGAUAUUGAAUCUCUGAAAUGGCGCCUACAGAAUGCAUGGGACAGAGAGGUGGACGUUUGGCAACUAAGGCAAUUCACGGCUGAUGCGUUUGAAUGGAAUUAUCGCUCUGGAGCGAGGAAGGUAAUAAGGCUCCUGGCUGAGCCUCUGGUCUCCUACAAGCUUCGUCUCGGACAACAUCCUUCGACAUUUGGCAGGCCCAGAUUGUCCAACAGUAAUGCUCGCGUCCUACAGAAAGUAUACAAAAGUCGAACGAGCUUCAACACGGAUGGACUGUCCGAACUUCAGUUCGAUAUGAUUCCAAUUGAUAUUGUUGGCCUGGAUCUACUGAGCGAGGAGCCAAAUCCCCCACUGCCUUCCCAAGGAACAGCAGCAGCCUCUGGCGAUGAGGAAGAAGAAGGAGAAGGCGAGACGGGAGUUGUUCCACAAUCACCAACCAAGAAAAGAACUCCAAAACGGUACGAUCCUUACUCUACCGAGAAGGUGUGGAUUUUCGAGACCCUGGCUUUGAUGGGUGUCCGAGAUGCCGUGGAGGGUUGGAAGAAGGAGCAGCAGGCAAAACAAGCCGCAAAACAGCCCGCAGCAAGAAAGACGACAAGCCGGAAACCGGGUCCCAGAAGACGGAAAGAGCUGGAUCCGGGCAUGAAACAAGGAAGUAUCCUGAAAUAUGGUACUCUCAAAAAAGGGCGCUCCGACAUGACGGAAUACAAGAAUGCGCAGCUGUUCGAAGCAGCAGUUUCCACGACAUCUCCAUCCAAGUCCCAGCCACUUUCAAGCCCUGGAACGUAUGGACUAACAAUGUCGACACCUCCAAAAAUUGGCCAGCGUGCAGAUGGCUUUGACUAUCUAGUUGAUCGGUUUGCAUCGUGCAGCCUAUCUGGAUCCCCGGUUAAACGACGCCCGGUUACGAGAUCUACGAAUUCUCGACGUACGGCUCUAAGCCCAGGUGGUGGUAUGGAGAUAGUUGAAAUCGCAGACGAGGAUUAUUCUCCGCCCGCGACACCGAGAAUCCGUAUGAGCUACUCAAAUACCAGCUUCAGGGAACUACGCUGCCAUGACCAUUUCACACAGCCGUGUACAGUCACACCACCAAGUUUAAAUAAAGGGAAAUUGUCGUCGGAAAUAGACAACCUUGAAAACGCCGUUGCAUCUCUGCAGCUAGAUCUGCAGUUGGAGACGCGUGAUGCAAAGACUAUAGAAAAAUCGCCCAAUAAAUCACCGAAGACGAAACCUAAGAAGCCACAAGCCGAUUCCGAAAUGGUCACUCCUAACCGAAACAUUUCGGAUGUUCACGAGGAAGACCCACAACCAAAACAUCGAGCGAAAUGUGUCAAAGAUGAAGAUGCUGUUUUAUCUGCGAAAGAAGAUGCGCAGAGUAAAACAGCCUACCACGAUCUCGCCGAUACUAAGAAAACCCCAACUCACAUUGAAUCUGUCACUGUAUGUGGGGGAUACUGGAACGUGGAUACUGAGCCUCCAAAUGAAGAGAACGAAGAUGAGCAUGCUCAAGAUCUCGAAGAGACAGACAAGGGCAAAAAGAAGACGAAGAAGAAGCGGAUUCCUCGAGUCAGUAUUCUGGACCUGACUUGA